CAAAUUUUUGCUUCAUCUUUUUAUCUACAUUUUAACUUCCUCUAAAAAUAUGAUUUUCGAUUCUAGGUUUGUAUUUUACAUUUGAUCCAAGUUUAUACCAUAUAAGUUAGAGGAGGCAAAAACAUUUUUUCUGUUCUUGGGAAGAAGCUAAAAGUCUCUGUUUCUUAAAAAAUUGCAGUUAAUUGUCUCUUCAGACAUGUUGGAAGCUUCUUCAAACAUGGAUCCCCCUAGAAAUGAAGGGGAUAUGAAACCAACAAAUCUCGAAGAAGUAAAAGAGGAAGGUCCUCUCUUUUCUUGUAAUCUAUUUGAUGCAGAAAUGGUUCGAAAGGUAGCACAGGAAUUCCUUACAGGAUUAGCCUCUGCUUGUGUUGACAACACGACUGGUGGUUUAUUCAAGAGCCCUGCUUCUAUGGCUGUUGAUAUCAGAAGAGAAAUGGUCGACUAUCUUAUCCAGAGAAGCGAGACAUUCGUUGCUGAAUCUGUUGUUUUAGAAGGUGGAACAGAAACCAUAGUGUCGGACAACCCUUAUGAUAACAUUUCAGAUUUCAUCGAUGAUUUUGGUCAGUCCAAGAGAAAUUUUUUUAGUAAGGUUUCAGGUUGGUUACUAAGUGAAAGAAGAGAGGAUAGAAUAGAUGAUUUUGUACAAGAAAUGGAAAUAAAUGGCUUUUGGUUGAUGGCUAGGAGGGAAACCGUGGCACAAACAGUAAUUCGAAACGUUGAUUUCAAAAACACCUUUCACUGCAAUAUGAAGUUUAAGUCUGAAGAAGAGCUUGCGAGACAUGUCAUUUCGUGUGGUUUCAGGGAAAUACACUGUGAAAAUGAGGGUUGUAAUGCAAGAUUUAGUGCAGCUCAACAUGAACAACAUGAUUCGGAGUGUCCUUUCAAAAUACUUCAGUGUGAGCAGAAGUGCCCAGAAAUGCUUAUGAGACGUGAAAUGGACCGGCAUUGUAUAACUAUUUGUACAAUGAAGCUUGUCAAUUGUUCCUUUUAUCCCGUUGGUUGCCAAUCGACUGUUCCCCAAUGCAAAGCAGACGAACACCGUAAAGAGAAUCUCCAAUCUCACUUGGUCUACAUUUUAAAACUUAUUUACAAGGAAGCAUCUUCAGAAGCUCUUAAGAAAAGGGCUCAACAAUUGGAACAGGCAACAUCAGGUGGACGAUUAGCAGCUGCUCGUGAUGCAAGAUCAUUAACAACUGCAAUUAAGAAUAUUAAUGCAAAGCUUGGACCAUUGGAGGUUGAGAAAAAGAUAGAAGUCAAUCCGGAGUUGACAGAACAAAAAGGAGAGGGAACGGAUGUAUCCAACAAGAAUGAAAAGUCUCCAGACUCACCCAAGACUCAGCAUGACCUUGCACCUACGCCCUCCAAAGUGGAGUCACCUACCAAAUCAGUGGAUGUUGUGGAACCAACUAGCAAAGCACAAGUGCAAGAAGACUCAAUAGAUAUAUCCUCCAACAAACAUAGGAGCACCGAACCUCCGGUAAAAAAUGUAUUAUCUCCAACAGCGCUUAAUGAAGAAUCUUCUAAGUCACCUGAGGACGUCACAACUUCCUCAUCCAAAAGUGAAGAGUCUACACUAUCCCCCAUGAAACACAAAGACUCUUCCUCACCUGAAAUCGAUACACAUGAAACUAAAGAGUCUACGCCAUCACCCAAAAAACAACAUGACUCCACUGCUUCCUCACCCAAAAUGAGUACACAUGAGCCUAAUCCAUCACCAAAACAACACCAUGACUCCACAGCUUCCUCACCUAAAAUGAGUACACAUGAUCCUAAUCCAUCACCAAAAAAACACCAUGACUCCACAGCUUCCUCACCCAAAAUACAUGACUCUACUCCAUCACCAAAGAAACACCACGAGUCUACAACUUCCUCACCUAAAACGGGUAAGCAUGAGUCUACUCCACCAAAGAAACACCAUGAGUGUGCAUCUUCCUCACCUAAAACGGGUACACAUGAGUCAACGACAUCACCAAUGAAACACCAUGACUCCACAACUUCCUCACCUAAAAUGGUUACUCAUGAAUCUACUCCAUCACCGAAAAAACACCAUGACUCCACAACUUCUUCACCUAAAGUGAGUACACAUGAGUCUACAUAAUAACCAAAGAAACACCACGACUCUAAGCCUUCACUCGAAAUGGAGUAUGCAAAAAGUGAAGAGUCUAUUCCAUCAACCAAUAACCAUUAGGACUCCACGACUUAGGGAGUCAAGGUUGAGUGACAUGCAAACUUAGGAUUUUGUGGAGGAAUGAACUUCAAAAGUGGAGUCUGCAAGGCCACACCUCAGUAUCAACAAAUUCCAUCAUCAAAAAGAAAAGAAGAGCCUAAGUCAACAAUCGAAAGUAGAUGAACGUGUAGCAACCAAAUGAAGUACAUACUUGAAAUAGUCAAACGAUGUAGAAAAAAUGAAGUUAAUUUUGAUCUUUAUAGCAAUCUUUACCAUAUAGAAAGAGGAAAAGGUUUUUUCACCAUCUGUCCAUUGUCAAUGGUGGCUAGCUCAA
Solanum pennellii is the source of this 2501-nucleotide messenger RNA. Its product is annotated as proteoglycan 4-like. The coding region runs from base 197 to 2098 and encodes 633 amino acids. The transcript is spliced from 4 exons. Gene Ontology annotation, molecular function: zinc ion binding. NCBI's taxonomy places the organism in Eukaryota, Viridiplantae, Streptophyta, Magnoliopsida, Solanales, Solanaceae. The record is from RefSeq and is a predicted model, not a curated record.